UACAUGACUGUAACGCCGUGGUUGACGCUGCUAUCGAGCAUGCUAAGACCCUUAACGUUUCAAAAGAUGGCAAGGACCUUUGGGUCUUUAACGUUGAUGAAACCACUCUCUCUAACGUUCCUUAUUAUGCUCGUCCUACGGUUGGCUUUGGGGCAACAAAUGCCAGCGUUGGUAAGAAGUUUGAGUCGUCGAUUAAUGAAGGAAAAUCACCAGCAGUGCCAAGCGUUCUUCGUCUGUAUCAAACAUUGGUAGACUUGGGUAUUAAACCAAUAUUUAUAACGGACACAAAAGAAGAAUUUAGACAAGGGAAGAAAUGA
Messenger RNA from Capsicum annuum, 317 nucleotides. Its product is annotated as acid phosphatase 1-like. The annotation marks the transcript as partial. NCBI's taxonomy places the organism in Eukaryota, Viridiplantae, Streptophyta, Magnoliopsida, Solanales, Solanaceae. The transcript is spliced from 3 exons. The record is from RefSeq and is a predicted model, not a curated record.